This is a messenger RNA of Aspergillus tubingensis, 888 nucleotides long. RefSeq names its product alpha/beta fold hydrolase. Bases 1 to 888 code for a protein of 295 amino acids. Lineage: Eukaryota; Fungi; Ascomycota; Eurotiomycetes; Eurotiales; Aspergillaceae. The record is from RefSeq and is a predicted model, not a curated record. The transcript has a single exon.
AUGGAGUCUCACCAUCUCAGCACCGGCCCAGAUACCAACAUCCAUUUCACCAUCACCAAAGCUCAGUCUUCCUCAUCAUCUACGCCACUUCUUCUCUUCCUCCACUACUGGGGCGGUUCCAGCUCAACAUGGCACAAGCAAACUUCACUUACAUCCCCACACACCCUCGGCAACGCAUACAACACAGUCGCUAUUGACCUUCGCGGUUGGGGGCAAUCCACAGGACCCGCAGACAGCUCAAAAGACUACUCCAUUACUCCCAUGGCAUUGGACGUUGCCUCGGUGCUAUCCCACCUCCAGAGCACCACCUCCCUCGUCGACAACGGCGUGAUCCUGAUCGGUCACUCCAUGGGAGCGAAGGUCACCCUAGCUACUCUUUCGAAGCUUUCCGACAGCCUGUUAUCCCUCAUUAAGGGCCUCGUACUCGUCGCCCCGGCACCCCCAACACCACUGAUCCUGCCCGCUGAGAUGAGCGAGCAACAACGCAAAGCAUAUGAUAACGAAGCCUCUGUUCGGUGGACGGUCGAGAAUGUUCUGUCUAGUGUGCAGAAUAUUUCGAGUGACGAUAUGAACAUGGCCAUUAGGGAUAGUUUGGCGGGAAGUACUCUUGCUCGGGACGGGUGGAUUUUACAUGGCAUGCAGGAGGAUAUUACAUCUGCUUUGGAUGAGGUCUCUACUCGGCUGGAAGGGUGGAAGGUUAGGGUGAGUGUACUGGCUGGAUCGGAGGAUAUUGUUGAGAUUAAGGAUCGAAUUGAGAAGGAGGUCGUUGGGGCGCUGGCUCAAAGGGGCUUUGAGGUGCAGUUUGAGGUUUUCAAGGGCGUGAAGCAUUUGAUUCCGUUGGAAAAUCCGGAGGGUAUCGCUAGGGCUAUUCGCUCGAUUGUCGCAUAG